Trichoderma atroviride IMI 206040 is the source of this 1766-nucleotide messenger RNA. The record is from RefSeq and is a predicted model, not a curated record. Lineage: Eukaryota; Fungi; Ascomycota; Sordariomycetes; Hypocreales; Hypocreaceae.
CGCCCGGCUAUACUCUUCUCUUCUACUCUCCUCUGCAUAUACGAUCCGACUUACACCACGCCACCGCCGCAAUGAUAGCCUCAUCCGUGCGAGACAAGACGCCCAAAUACUUCAUCGAGCCCGGCGGCAGCCUCGCGCUGGGCCACUACGACAAGCGCUACUUCAAGGCCGAGAUCCCCUACGGCGAGCACCGCGACGUGCUGCGCCAGCUGGUCCGCAGCUACCUGACGACCUUGCACGAGCACGGCGUCGAGACAUGGCUCGCCCACGGCACGCUGCUGGGCUGGUGGUGGAACGGCCAGAUCAUGCCGUGGGACUACGACCUGGACGUGCAGGUGUCCAACAACACCAUGCAGUGGCUGGGCGACAACAUGAACCGCACCGAGCACACCCACGACUUCAACGGCAACUCCAAGACGUAUCUGCUCGACAUCAACCCGCACCACGUCGACAUUGACCGCGGCGACGGCAUGAACAUCAUCGACGCGCGCUGGAUCGACACCACCAACGGCAUGUUCAUCGACAUCACCGGCGUGCGCGAGCGCGAGGCCGACCGCCCGGGCGUCUGGAGCUGCAAGAAUAAGCAUCGCUACGGCAGCCAGGACCUGUGGCCCAUGCGCGUCACCGAGUUUGAGGGCGUCAAGGCGCGCAUCCCGUACAACUUUGAGCAGAUUCUGCGCGACGAGUACGGCGACAAGAGCUUGGUUGUCGAGGAGUUUCAAAAUCACCGCUGGAACCACGACAUUAGCGAAUGGGUCCAAAUGUCUGACGAAGAAGUCAAGCAGCGCAAAGAAGAAGAGGAGGCCAGGAAAAAAGAAGAAGAAGCCAAGAAGAAUGAGAAGACUGAGUAAGAGAACCACGAAACUCUUGGAAGUCUCGCGCAUUUCAUUUUUCUACGACAAAACAUGGCUUCCUUUUUUUUCCCCCCAUUAUACGCAUAUACCUUUUUUCCCCUCCUCUUUAAUGCUUGGUAUAUUCUCUCGACACAUCACGUUUUUCAUUGGAUCAAAAAGCGAAACGAGCAUCGCAGGCGUUUUUGUUUGUUUUUCAUCAUGGGCGGGUUUUGAUUUUUUUCCUCAGCUGUUCAACUGCAGAUACUAGGGGUGUGAGCUGUUGCCUGUACAUAGUUGGAUACCAGUCUUGUUUAAUGAGUUCAUGUCGAAAACACGUCGUGUGAGGCCAUGGGGAGUUUCAAAGGCUGUUUUCCUCCUGUUUCCACAUCGGAUACGAUAUACUGUGUACUAUUAUACAUACAUAUAUAAAUAUAUAUAUACGUAUACAUCAUGAUAAAUCAUAUAGUAUCCAGUAGCAAAACCUGCGCCGGUGUUAUACUGCGUGACAUGCGUACUUUCAUGCAAGCUUCAUUACACGCUCCUCUUAUGCUAUGCGUCGAUCCAUCUCUUCCACACUUUCAAAUCUUUCCCAGCAUCCCCAUUCUCAUCCCACGCUCGAAUGCGACACGCCGAUCCCAAAUCCACCAAUGGCACCAAACUCGGUCGUCCAUGCGCGCAUUGGAAAGGGAACGCGCAUCGCGCAAGCCGUCGCACGAGAUGCUCGCACUCUCCAGCCGAUAAAACAUCAUUGAACAUGAUGGCACCUGCAAAGCACACACAUUCGUUAGCAAACAGAUAGAACACGUGGCAUUUAGUAGGAGAGCAACUUACUUCGACAGGCCCUCGAAUGCAACAUCUCGAGGAUCCCUCUCGGACAGCCAUGAAAGUGCGCCAUUAAAGCUUGAUUCAACGUGCCCUUUCCAGCACUGCGCG